Molecule: messenger RNA, 1959 nt
Organism: Sclerotinia trifoliorum
Lineage: Eukaryota; Fungi; Ascomycota; Leotiomycetes; Helotiales; Sclerotiniaceae
Source: the annotation of a GenBank genome assembly
GAUUAACUUUUUACCUGCCCAUUUUUAUAUAUCGAACCAUUAUCUUCAACAAUUGAACGACUUUUUGUUGUUGAAGUUCUUUACACACACUUUUACUAUUAAUUCGAUGCUUGCAAUUAUUCUUUGAGUCCUUUGAUCAUUCCCAAUUCUCCUAAUUCUCCAAAAAUCUAUCUACAACACAUAACCUAAGAUUUACAAAAUGAAAGGAGUUAUAAUCAAAAGCCUCAAUGCUUCCUGGGAAGUCGUCGAUAAUCUCGAAAACCCCGUUCCGGGCAAACAUCAGAUUUUAGUCAAAUCGCUCGUUACGGGUAUUAAUCCCUUGUAAGUUCUUCCUCACUUCCUUCUUACUCUCUAAACUCUGCCUCCUUCCCAAUUAACAUCAAUUGCUUCUCAUCGACUAAAUAAUAAUGAAGGGACAACCUUAUGCGCACAACUGGUCUUCUAAUUCCUAGCUAUCCUAUUGUUCUUGGUUGUGAUGCUUCUGGUGUUGUUGUGGAGACGGGCUCUGAGGUCUCAAAAUUUAGAGUCGGGGAUGGUGUUUUUGGGUGUUCGCCCCCAGGGGCUCCGGGUUAUGGUACUUUUCAGGAGUUUGUAUGUUAAUAGUUUUUAUGUUGCCUUCGGUAUCUGAUAUUUUACGGUGAGGUGAUGUAAGCUGGAUACAAGAGGCUAAUGAUUGUUUGAAAAUAUAGCAUUUAAUGGAUGAGAAAUUGGCAUUUAAGAGGCCGGAGAACGUUUCGGUCGAAGAAGCUGCCACGAUUGGGGUGGGGCUAUUGGUGAGCAGAUCUCUUUAAUAUCGAUGCUUGUUUUGUUAAGGUGUGGAUGAUGAAUACUGACUACGAAUCUCAUAGACAGCUGCGAUAUCUCUGGAUGCGGGAAACGACAUCAUGUACCCUGCCUCUCGAGAAAAUCAACCAGAAUGGUUUAUUGUAUUAGGAGGUGCAUCGAAUGUUGGGCAAUACGGUAUCAAGGUCAGCCUGUUCACAAUGAAGUCUGAAGUCUGAAGAAAGUGAUAUUGAUACAAUCUAGCUUGCAAAACUAUCUGGAUACCAAGUCCUCGCUUCGUGCUCAGAGUCUAGUGUUGAGGUGAGUUCCGUACAUUUUACUCUUCGUUUCCGAUGAACUGUGACUAGCAAUUAAUUUGUCUCUCUAGAUUGCCAAAUCUGCCGGAGCAGAUGCUACCUUUGACUAUAAACAACCCAUCGAGAGUCAAUUAUCUGAAAUCGAGUCCAUUACAUCAGGAGAUUUUGCAGGCAUAUUCGAUGCUUCAGCUGCGAGUUCCGCCGUAGCCCUAGCAGCUUUGAACACUAAGUCAAGGGCUAAAACACAAAAGAAAACAUUCUCAACUACAAAUAACUGGUAUGGAAAUAACCUGCAGUGAGGAGCAAUUCGAUAUGAGCUAAUAACCGAAAAUAGGGAUCCAAUCGAAGAACAAAAGGACAUCAGCAUCUACCAAGUCAACCUCGGUCAGAUUGGCAAAUCCGGAGAACCAGCAGGAGACGCCGUAAACCGCGCUGUGGAAAAGCUAAUCCCGCGACUCGAAAGUCUUCUCUGGAAAGGAUUACUCGAGCCGAAUGAGGGGGAAAUAGUAGCGACAGGGUUUGCGGGGGUGAGUUUUGGCGUUGAUCUUCUGACAAAAAAUGGUAUUAGAGGAAAGAAGGUUAUGGUGAAGUUGCAGGAUUUGUAAUGUUGCAGGAAAGGGUCAUGCGUAUCUCCCAGUCUGGUAAUCAUAUUAUGAGAUUUAUUGAUCUUUAUGCUGAGGAUUUUCCGCAAUGAAGAUCUAUUUGACUACAUAAGCCGUCCCGCAUCUUUAUGGCGCGCGGGAGAUGUCAGCAUGCACCAGGGCGUAUUGGAGUAUAUUCUCUCGAUCCAUCCCCGAAAGUUUAGUGUUCUGCUAUUUGCUGAAUAAUUAGUUUGUUCUUAGCUCGAAUAAUCUUUUGAAAAUCUUUUGUCUACCAAUGA